Messenger RNA from Onthophagus taurus, 1524 nucleotides. It is a transcript of the gene Psn, whose product is annotated as Presenilin. NCBI's taxonomy places the organism in Eukaryota, Metazoa, Arthropoda, Insecta, Coleoptera, Scarabaeidae. The record is from RefSeq and is a predicted model, not a curated record. Gene Ontology annotation, cellular component: membrane; gamma-secretase complex. Gene Ontology annotation, biological process: Notch signaling pathway; calcium ion homeostasis; protein processing. Gene Ontology annotation, molecular function: aspartic endopeptidase activity, intramembrane cleaving.
CAUGUUUGGAUAUUGAAACGUCAAAAAUGAGUCACUGAAACGUCAAGUUUUUUCAUAAAACGUUUUCUUUAUUUUUCCUCAAUUUCUUUGUGAUAUCAACGCGUUGAUGUCUGAUAGUGAAAGCGAUUUUGAGAAUACAACAGAAAGCACCAGGCUAAUGGACGGGCACGUAUCUGCCGAUGCGGCCGCUGAAGUGCGAGCGCUUGGAGAGCCCCAACAGAAACGCCGUAGCAGACAAAAUCAGCAACAACCGCAAUCGGUUGAUGAGGGACAUCAACAUAUUCCCGAAGUACGCGUUCAGGACGCCCAACAAGCUAAUCAAGAUUUUAUCAGUGAAGAAGAAGAGUUAAAGUAUGGUGCAAAACAUGUAAUAAAGUUGUUCGCCCCCGUUUCUCUGUGUAUGUUAGUGGUAGUGGCUACAAUUAGCUCUGUUAGUUUCUAUACAAUUAAAGAUGUUUAUUUGGUGUAUACACCGUUUCAUGAAGAUAGCCCAGAAACGGGUACUAAAGCUUGGAAUGCAGUUGCAAACUCGCUGAUUUUGAUAGCCGUUAUUAUAACAAUGACGAUUUUAUUGAUUAUUUUAUAUAAAAAGAGGUGUUAUAAAGUAAUUCACGGUUGGUUAAUAGUUUCAUCUUUGAUGUUACUAUCGGUAUUUUCAUUUUUGUAUUUAGAGGAAACUUUAAGGGCUUAUAACAUACCGUUUGAUUAUUUUACAUUGGCUAUUUUAAUGUGGAAUUUCGGUGUAAUGGGUAUGAUCUGCAUUCAUUGGCAAGGACCUCUUAUUUUACAACAAGCUUAUUUAAUAUUCGUUGCAGCCUUAAUGGCUUUAGUAUUUAUUAAGUAUUUACCUGAAUGGACAACUUGGGCUGUUUUGGGAGUUAUUUCAAUAUGGGAUUUAAUUGCUGUACUCAUGCCCAAAGGUCCAUUAAGAAUUUUAGUUGAGACCGCUCAAGAACGCAAUGAGCAAAUUUUCCCAGCUUUAAUUUAUUCCUCUACUUAUAUGUACAUUGCAAUGGCUACAGAUGAACAACCCAGUAAUGCUAACAGACAAGCUUCAAAUAAUCAAAAUACUUCAGAAGAAGAACAUGGUUUUACAGAUGAUUGGGUUCGAACGCAUGCAGAUCGCGUAACGCAAAGACAACUUGAAGUUUAUGAUGUUAGUGGUCAACCGAGAACUCAAGUACAUGAACAAAUGGAUAAAGAAGAACGUGGUGUUAAGCUUGGUUUGGGCGAUUUUAUUUUUUAUAGUGUUCUAGUUGGAAAGGCUUCAUCCUAUGGAGAUUGGAACACGACCGUAGCCUGUUUUGUAGCUAUUUUAAUUGGGCUUUGCUUAACCUUAUUAUUGUUGGCGAUUUUUAGGAAAGCUUUACCAGCUUUACCUAUUUCUAUAACUUUUGGUUUAAUAUUUUAUUUCGCCACUAAAGAAAUUGUAAGUCCAUUUUCUGAUCGAUUAGCUGCUGAACAAGUAUUUAUUUAAUGUAAUAAUUAUUAAAAAAUUAAAUAAAAUAGUUAAUCCUUACAAAA